AUGUUUUCCCUCAUUCCUGUCCUGAGCCUCCUCGUCGUUGGCUCUCAUGCAACCCCCUUCCUCGACGCACGAGGCCUUGCAAGCGCUGAGCUGCCCGCCAAACUCAGCGCUAUCAAGUUCGACCCAGCCAACAAAGACGGUGUGACUUUCCACAUCACUGCCGCCGGCGUUGACACCGAGUGUUACCCGCCUGCCAAAGAUACUGUCGCUUCAGGACGGGUCUACAAGUGCGGCGAAAACCCUGCUGUUACCUUCAGCUACACUAGCGACCAGGAUAAGCUCAGCGUUUGGCUGAGUAAUGAGAAUGGAUCUUUUGCUGGCUCCGCCGUCAUCUCUAGCCCUGCUGCGGGUGAGAUCGUCUUCGACCUUGCCAACCUUGACGUUUGA
Fusarium oxysporum Fo47 is the source of this 387-nucleotide messenger RNA. RefSeq lists its product as uncharacterized. The record is from RefSeq and is a predicted model, not a curated record. The transcript has a single exon. The coding region runs from base 1 to 387 and encodes 128 amino acids. NCBI's taxonomy places the organism in Eukaryota, Fungi, Ascomycota, Sordariomycetes, Hypocreales, Nectriaceae.